AUGAAAUCGAUCACAUUCAUCUUACUCCUCUCUUCAACCUUUUACUUCAAUACGAUAUCCAAAAACAUCCAAUCCAAUCCUAAAGUCGAAUCCAAUCGGUUUAAUCCCUACAAAAAUGCUUAUCCCGACACAGAACCCAUCAACUGUAUGAAAUUUCCAAACUCACCAGGUGCUACACCCUAUGCUUACAAAACCACCGUAGACGCCUGCCUUAACGCGGCUGAAACGCUCAUCAAUAGUGGUAAUCAAGGCGUAGCUCAAUGUGAAAACUGUAAACAAUACUUUUUAGAUAAGAAUGAUAGACCUAUUUAUCCGAGUGCCAAGACUGGUAUGAAUUUGAAAAACCUUGAAUAUUAUACCAGAAGGUAUUUGUAUAUGGCUUGUGUACCUGAAAACAAAUCAUUACCUCCAGUAGUGGUACCUGAGAUUGAAGAUAUACCCCCGGAGUAUGCUGUUCCAGAUAUCAGCACUCCCUGGACUAUAGAGCUCAUGGAUUUUAGCCUUGAUCAGUGUCAAGCUGGUGAAAAUUCAUGA
Molecule: messenger RNA, 534 nt
Organism: Melampsora larici-populina 98AG31
Lineage: Eukaryota; Fungi; Basidiomycota; Pucciniomycetes; Pucciniales; Melampsoraceae
Exons: 5
Coding region: 1-534 (177 amino acids)
Source: RefSeq, a predicted model, not a curated record